GGCCGGGGGGAGGAGACUCUUCCGCCGCGGCUGGUGGAUGUGUAGUUGAGCCUGGAUGCUGCAGAAGCUCCCAACGCCGCUUGGACAGAGAGAAAGAGGAGGAGGAGGAGGAGGAGGAGGAGGUGCAGCCCAGGCAUGGAUGCAUUGGAUGCCCGGAAGGGCUUGCUGCAGCUUAUUUUCUUCUGGAUCAACCUGGCUGCAGCUUCCAUUCAGGAUGAACGCUGUGAGAACCUGUCCUCUAUCACCAACAUCACUGGUCCCCAGUGCAAUGCCUUAGUGGACCUGAUUGGGACAUGUUGGCCUCGUAGCGUGGCAGGGCAGCUGGUGGCACGUCCUUGCCCUGAAUAUUUCUUUGGAGUACGAUACAACACCACAAACAACGUAUACAGAGAAUGCUUUGCAAAUGGCAGCUGGGCAACCCGUGUGAACUACUCGUUGUGUCAGGAGAUCCUCAAUGAGGAGAAGAAGAGCAAGUUGCACUACCAAGUUGCUGUUGUCAUCAACUAUCUUGGACACUGUAUUUCCCUGGGGGCCUUGUUAGCUGCUUUCAUCCUCUUCAUGCGACUGAGGAGUAUUCGAUGUUUACGAAAUAUUAUCCAUUGGAAUUUGAUAACGGCCUUCAUUCUGAGAAAUGCCACGUGGUUCGUGGUUCAGCUCACCAUGAAUCCAGAAGUGCAUGAAAGCAAUGUGGCCUGGUGUCGCCUUGUCACAGCUGCCUACAACUAUUUCCAUGUCACCAAUUUCUUCUGGAUGUUUGGAGAGGGCUGUUACCUUCAUACAGCCAUUGUUCUCACCUAUUCUACUGACAAGCUGCGGAAAUGGAUGUUCAUCUGCAUUGGCUGGUGCAUCCCAUUCCCCAUCAUCAUUGCUUGGGCCGUGGGGAAACUCUACUAUGACAAUGAGAAGUGCUGGUUUGGAAAGCGUGCAGGAAUUUACACAGACUACAUCUACCAAGGUCCUAUGAUACUGGUGCUAUUGAUCAACUUUAUCUUUUUGUUCAAUAUUGUCAGAAUCCUGAUGACAAAGCUUCGGGCCUCCACCACUUCAGAAACCAUUCAGUACAGAAAAGCUGUGAAGGCCACCCUUGUUCUCCUGCCUUUACUGGGCAUUACCUACAUGCUUUUCUUCGUCAACCCGGGAGAAGAUGAAAUAUCCCGGAUCGUCUUCAUUUAUUUCAACUCUCUCUUGGAGUCCUUCCAGGGCUUUUUCGUCUCUGUCUUCUACUGCUUCCUGAACAGUGAGGUCCGCUCAGCGGUACGGAAGAGAUGGCACCGGUGGCAGGACAAACACUCCAUCCGUGCCAGAGUGGCAAGGGCCAUGUCCAUCCCCACAUCCCCAACACGCGUCAGUUUCCAUAGCAUCAAACAGUCCUCCGCUCUCUGAGGAUGCUCCAUACCAUGAAGCUGGUGUUUUGCUACACUUGGGAUGAAGAGGCUUCGCAGCCUCAAGGACAAGACUUGACCCUUCAGAGUUCCAGCUGAGAAAAGCCCUUGUUGCCCUCAGUUGGCUGGCCUCUUAUGAGACUGAUUAGACUGGAAGGAAGGCUUUGUGUGUAUCCAUGAUUGCAAAUCUUGGCAGGAUCCAGUGGUUCGGAAAUUCAAGAGUGAUGCCCACAAAGCCCAUUCUGAAAAAGUGUGGUUUAUUUAAUUUCCCCGUGCCAUCUAGAUCUCUUUUUGCUCUGAUUGCUUACAGACACCAGAGAGAAUUAUCAUCUCAUAAGUGUUAUAGAAAAAAAAAAAAAACAAAGGGACAGAGGAUUCACUGUCAAAUGUACAAAAUCCUGACAAUGUCAGCUCAUCAUCUCACAAAGCAUUGUUAAACAAUAACCACUGGAUGAAACAAAACCAAAGGAAGUGGUUUUUGUCUUACGGCAGCAAGAUUAACCCUGGGAACUUUCCCUCCUAAGAAACUGAAGUGGAUAUUACUUUUCAAAGGAUUUCAUGAAUUCAUGAGAUGGGUGUGACUGAUAUUUGACAAAAGCACAAACUCUUCCAUAUUCAGGACCACAAUAACUACCUAAUACAGGGGAUUCGAAUAAUUUAGUGCAUAUUGUUAUUGACUGCUGGUGAACUUCCAUACAUCUUUGGACUUUAUGUGAUUGGGAUGCCGAGAAGGAGCCAGCAAUGCUGUUCUAGUGUUCUUCCUUGUGCACUUCAACAGUAGAAGCUGCCAAGACAUUGACUGAAAGACCAGUGGACCCUGCUCCUGAAAGUCAGCCUACCAACUUGUUUCACAAAGUAUGCCACAGUUAUUUGGAUCUCACCAAAUUCCUUCCCCUGGAAAAUCACCUUGAAUUCGGAAGCGGAAUGGGGUGUACAUUAAGAUAUAAAUCUUUACUUUUUCCAUUUUUGCAAGUAAAAAUUAAAUAUGAAACAGCAUUACACAUUUUUGUGAAUUUUAGAUUAUUUUUUCACAUUUCAGGGCCUUUUUUUUGCAAAAAAAAAUCAUUUGUGUAAAAAGGUUUCUUGCAAAAAUGUUUGCAGCAGGGAACAAUGUAUUUUGCACCAAAAGUAUUGUUUUUCAUACAAAUGAUUUUUUCACAAAAUCCCAAAAUGCAUGUUGGGCCAUUUUGACAAGAUGUCUCAAUGUGCUGAGACAAUGAUGGGAAAAUCUGUGACUCUUCUUCACACCCCUACAAUGACUGCAUUUGUCUGGGUAUCUUUUAAUAAAGGUCAACACUACUCUCCA
Molecule: messenger RNA, 2688 nt
Organism: Anolis sagrei ordinatus
Lineage: Eukaryota; Metazoa; Chordata; Lepidosauria; Squamata; Anolidae
Gene: CRHR1
Product: corticotropin releasing hormone receptor 1
Biological process (GO): adenylate cyclase-activating G protein-coupled receptor signaling pathway; cell surface receptor signaling pathway
Cellular component (GO): plasma membrane; neuron projection
Molecular function (GO): G protein-coupled peptide receptor activity; corticotropin-releasing hormone binding; corticotropin-releasing hormone receptor activity
Source: RefSeq, a predicted model, not a curated record